AUGUCUGCAAAGCCUGACCUCUGCUUCCGCGACUUUGUCGAUGCCCUCAAACAGGACAACGACCUCGUGGAGAUUGACACUCCAGUCGACCCCAAUCUCGAGGCAGCCGCUAUCACGCGGAGAGUCUGCGAGACCAACAACAAGGCCCCUCUGUUCAACAACCUCAUUGGCAUGCAACACGGGCUCUUUCGCAUCUUGGGUGCUCCAGGGUCUUUGAGAACGUCUCCGUCCGAUCGAUAUGGCCGCCUGGCACGUCACCUUGCGCUUCCUCCUACGGCAUCGAUGCGCGAUAUCAUGGACAAAAUGCUAUCUGCUAGCACCAUACCUCCAAUUGAACCGACCAUCGUCCCGACCGGUCCCUGCAAGGAAAACCACCUGGAAGGGUCCCAAAUCGACCUCACCAAGCUCCCAGCUCCCUUGGUCCACCAGUCGGACGGGGGCAAAUACAUCCAAACCUACGGCAUGCAUGUGGUCCGAUCUCCUGAUGGAAAGUGGACAAACUGGUCCAUCGCACGCGCGAUGGUGCUCGACAAGACCCAUCUAACCGGGCCGGCUGUAAAGCCUCAACAUAUCUGGCAGAUCCAACAGAUGUGGAAGAAGGAAGGUCGCGACGUCCCAUGGGCCCUGGCCUUUGGUGUCCCUCCUGCCGCCAUCAUGGCGUCCAGCAUGCCUAUCCCUGACGGUGUCUCCGAGGGCGGGUACGUGGGAGCCAUGACUGGGUCGUCCUUGGAGCUCGUCAAAUGCGACACCAAUGAUCUGUAUGUCCCUGCAACGUCGGAGAUUGUCUUCGAGGGGACACUCUCAAUCACUGAAACUGGACCCGAAGGUCCAUUCGGUGAGAUGCAUGGCUACGUAUUCCCUGGGGAUGUUCACGUCGGAGCCAAGUACACGGUGAACCGCAUCACCUAUCGGAACAACCCGAUCCUGCCCAUGUCAGCGUGUGGUCGGCUAACGGACGAGACGCAAACUAUGGUCGGAGCCUUGGCUGCAGCAGAGAUCCGCAAGAUCAGCCAGCAGCACGGUCUGCCCGUCACCGACGUCUUUUCCCCCUUCGAAUCCCAGGUCAUCUGGCUUGCAUUGCGCAUCGACACAGCAGCACUGCGGAAGAUGAAAACUACCUCCCAGGAAUUCCGCAAGAGAGUAGGUGACAUUGUCUUCAGCCAGAAACCCGGCUGGGGCUUCCACAGAUUGAUCCUGGUGGGCGACGAUAUCGAUGUAUAUGAUAGCAAAGAUGUGAUGUGGGCAUUCUCUACUCGUUGCCGGCCCGGUACGGAUGAGACGUUCUACGAAGAUGUGCCCGGGUUUCCAUUGAUCCCCUUCAUGUCGCGUGGAAACGGGUCGCCGACGACCGGUGGUAAAGUGGUUUCGGAUGCCCUGAUGCCCAAGGAGUAUACUACUGGGAAGGAUUGGGAGGCGGCCGAUUUCAAGAACUCCUUCCCGGAAGAUGUGCAGCGGAAGGUGGAAGAAAAUUGGACUGCGAUGGGAUUCAGUACAGUGUAG
Aspergillus terreus NIH2624 is the source of this 1500-nucleotide messenger RNA. RefSeq names its product UbiD family decarboxylase. Lineage: Eukaryota; Fungi; Ascomycota; Eurotiomycetes; Eurotiales; Aspergillaceae. The transcript is spliced from 2 exons. Gene Ontology annotation, cellular component: cytoplasm. The record is from RefSeq and is a predicted model, not a curated record. Gene Ontology annotation, biological process: ferulate metabolic process; cinnamic acid catabolic process. Bases 1 to 1500 code for a protein of 499 amino acids. Gene Ontology annotation, molecular function: carboxy-lyase activity.